AAAAGGGUGAUGCUCGCACAAAGAUUGAAGCCCUGAAGAAGGUCAUUCAGAUAAUACUGAAUGGAGAGAAGAUGCCGUCACUGCUUAUGACUAUCAUACGGUUUGUGAUGCCAAUGCAGGAUCACACCAUCAAAAAGCUGUUGCUGGUCUUUUGGGAGGUUGUUCCCAAAUACACCCCGGAAGGAAAACUAUUGCAAGAAUUCAUUUUAGUGUGUGACGCCUAUAGAAAGGAUCUUCAACACCCGAACGAAUUCAUUCGAGGCUCCACACUUCGAUUUUUGUGCAAACUAAAGGAACCUGAACUUUUGGAACCUCUAAUGCCAGCCAUCAGACAGUGCCUAGAACAUCGUCAUUCCUAUGUACGUCGGAAUGCAGUUCUAGCUAUCUACACCAUAUACAGGAAUUUUGACUUCCUGAUCCCGGAUGCACCAGAACUGAUUCACAAUUUCCUGGAGGGUGAGCAGGACAUGUCAUGCAAGCGUAAUGCUUUCAUGAUGCUGAUACAUGCAGACCAGGAAAGAGCUCUGAAUUAUCUAAGCAGCUGCAUUGAUCAAGUUACUUCAUUUGGAGAUAUUCUUCAGCUUGUCAUCGUAGAGCUGAUUUACAAAGUGUGUCAUGCCAAUCCUGGGGAGCGAGCAAGGUUUAUCCGAUGCAUCUACAACCUUCUGAACUCAUCAAGCCCAGCAGUCAGAUAUGAGGCGGCUGGUACACUUGUCACUCUGUCCAGUGCCCCAACUGCCAUUAAGGCUGCUGCAAGCUGCUACAUUGAGUUGAUUGUAAAGGAGAGUGACAACAAUGUCAAGCUGAUUGUUUUGGAUAGACUGAUUGCUCUUAGAGAGGCACCAGCUCAUGAGAAAGUUUUACAGGAACUUGUGAUGGACAUUCUUCGAGUGUUGAGCUCCCCAGACCAGGAAGUCCGCAAGAAAACUCUCAACCUUGCACUAGAUCUGGUGACAUCUCGCAAUAUUGAAGAAAUGGUUCUUGUCCUGAAGAAGGAGGUUGUGAAGACAAACAAUGUUGAACACGAGGAUACUGGCAAGUACAGGCAGCUGCUGGUCAGAACCUUACAUCAGUGCAGCGUCAAGUUUCCUGAUGUUGCCUCCACCAUUAUCCCUGUGUUGAUGGAGUUCCUGGGUGACACUAAUGAACUAGCUGCAGCAGAUGUGCUGGUGUUUGUACGAGAAGCAGUUCAGCGCUUUGACCAAUUAAGACCACUGGUUAUCAGUAAAUUGCUGGAUGUUUUUGGUACCAUCAAGGCUAUGAAAAUUCACCGAGCUGCACUUUGGAUCCUUGGAGAAUACUGUACAACAUCAGAUGACAUUCAGAGCGUCAUGACACUCAUCAGACAGUCCUUGGGUGAUAUUCCAAUUGUUGAUGAUGAAAUGAAAAAAGCUGCAGGAGAAGUGAAAGAGGAUGAAAUGCAAAUAGGAAGCUCAGUUCAGAGACUUGUGACUGCUGAUGGAACCUACGCCACCCAGAGUGCAUUCAGCACUCGCAGUUCUGUCAAGAAGGAAGAGGUACCUCCACUGAGAAAGGACAUGAUGGAGGGCGACUUCUUCAUUGGAGCAGCUCUGGCCACUUCUCUGACAAAACUGGCUCUCAAGUUCAUCAGUAUCACAAGUGACAAGAAAAGGCAAAAUGCAUUUGUGGCCGAAGCUAUGCUCAUUAUGGCAACCAUUAUUCAUCUUGGCAAGUCAGGCCUGCCUGCUAAGCCAAUCACUGAUGAUGAUGUUGACCGGAUUGCUAUAUGCCUGCGUGUUCUGGCUGAGAAAUCAGAAAUGAUGGAUGAAAUUUUCAACAAGGCCUGCAGAGGCUCACUUUCUCUUAUGUUGGCUGCUAAGAUUGAGGAGGAGAAACAGAUGCAGGAGGCUGCCGAACGUAAAGUAGUGAAAGUCCAUGCCGAUGACCCCAUUUCCUUCUCACAGCUAAUCAACAGGAGUGACCAGGGUGCUGGAGAGAAUAUGUUCGAGCUGACUCUGUCGCAGGCUUUGGGUGUGAAUGCCAAGAAGGACAGUGACCCGCUGGGCUCUUCGAAACUCAACAAGGUCACACAGCUGACCGGCUUCUCUGAUCCUGUGUAUGCUGAAGCUUAUGUGAAUGUCAAUCAGUACGAUAUCGUACUAGAUGUCCUGAUAGUGAACCAAACAACGGAUACCUUGCAGAACCUGACUCUGGAGCUGGCCACGCUGGGUGACUUGAAGCUGGUAGAAAAACCCCAGCCACUGACACUUGCUCCUCAUGACUUCUGCAACAUCAAGGCAAAUGUCAAGGUGACAUCAACUGAAAAUGGGAUCAUUUUUGGCAACAUUGUUUAUGAUGUGAGCGGCGCCGUGAGUGACCGCAAUUGUGUGGUGCUGAAUGAUAUCCACAUUGAUAUCAUGGACUACAUAGUGCCAGCCUCCUGUACCGACACAGAGUUCCGCCAGAUGUGGGCAGAGUUUGAGUGGGAGAACAAAGUCACGGUGAACACAAAUAUUGGGGACUUGAAGGAGUACCUGGAGCACGUUAUGUCCUGCACCAACAUGAAGUGUUUGACCCCUGAGAAGGCGCUGUCCGGAGACUGUGGGUUCAUGGCUGCCAACAUGUACGCUCGAUCCAUCUUUGGAGAGGAUGUGCUGGCUAACCUCAGCAUCGAGAAGCCCCUACAUCUGGGCAAAGAUGCUUCUGUCCAGGGUCAUGUGAGGAUAAGAGCAAAGAGCCAGGGCAUGGCUCUGAGCAUGGGAGACAAGAUUAACCUAUCACAGAAGAAAGCUGCUAAAAUGGUUUCUGCUUAG
This is a messenger RNA of Candidula unifasciata, 2774 nucleotides long. Lineage: Eukaryota; Metazoa; Mollusca; Gastropoda; Stylommatophora; Geomitridae. The record is from the annotation of a GenBank genome assembly.